Messenger RNA from Ricinus communis (castor bean), 1160 nucleotides. Its product is annotated as protein FAR1-RELATED SEQUENCE 5. The transcript is spliced from 2 exons. Lineage: Eukaryota; Viridiplantae; Streptophyta; Magnoliopsida; Malpighiales; Euphorbiaceae. The record is from RefSeq and is a predicted model, not a curated record. The coding region runs from base 383 to 1021 and encodes 212 amino acids.
CUCAUGCCCUUUAUAAACGCAUUCUUACAUCUAAUCAAUUUGCUUCGCAUUUGUGUGUGUACUCAGUUUAUAUUCAAUUCAUCAUGUGAACUUGUUCUAUUAUUAACUUCCAAUUGUUUUGCUAGUUCUUUCAAGUUCAAGAAUCUCUUAUACUGCUUUGAUGUUACCUGAAUUGCUAUUUCGGCUUUUGAUGUGUGUGUGAGUGAGUGUGUUUGUAAUUGGGGGCCCAAUUCAUCUGGGAUUUUCUUUUUAUUUGCUAAUUAAUUUUUUUUUUCUUCCACCUCUGAAAGAAAAAGGAAUGAAUUGCAUGGAAAAUUAUACUUACAAAAUGAAGAAAUUACAAAUGAUAUGCAAUAUUUAAUUGGUCUUAUUGAAUGAUCUCAUGACAGUGGAUUUGGACAAGGAAGUUGGGGCAGUGGACAGCUCUCUUGGUGUUGGAGAAAGAAUUGAGUCUGUGCAAGGAGAUGGAAUUCUUGAACCUUAUGUGGGUAUGGAAUUUGAUUCUGAAGAUGAUGCGAGGAAAUUUUACGUUGACUAUGCUAGAAGGGUAGGAUUUGUUGUGCGCAUAAUGCAACGUCGUCGUUCUGGCAUUGAUGGGAAGACUCUGGCUCGUCGACUUGGAUGUAAUAAGCAGGGUUUCUCUCCUAAUCACAGGAACGCAAUGAGACCAGAUAAGAAGCCACGAUCCAGUGCACGAGAAGGUUGCAAGGCUACAAUCUUGGUUAAAAUGGAAAAGUCUGGAAAAUGGGUUGUUACAAGAUUUGAGAAGGAUCAUAAUCAUCCUUUAGUUAUUACUGCCAAUGGAUUCAGUACGGUGGGAGACAAAGAUAAGAAAAUUGAAGAACUAAGUAGGGAGUUGGAGCAUCAGGAGCAAUUAUGUGCAGUUUACAGAGAAAGGCUGCUUACUUUUAUGAAUGAUGUUGCAGAACAAACAGAAGAACUUUCCUCAAAAAUUCAAGUUAUCGUUGACAAUGUGAGGAAAGUUGAAUCUGAAGUGAAAAAGUUUUCCCACCGUAGAUAGCCCUGGCAUUGAACAUAAGGAUUUAGUUAUGGUCAUGCACACUGUAUGUAUUAGAAUCAGUUUCUUUUUUAUAGCAUUCAGUUGCUGUGUAACUGUACUCAUUAGAUGCAAUAGAAAUUUCCCAGGAUUGGCCCUCUUA